Messenger RNA from Amborella trichopoda, 3215 nucleotides. RefSeq names its product origin of replication complex subunit 1. Lineage: Eukaryota; Viridiplantae; Streptophyta; Magnoliopsida; Amborellales; Amborellaceae. The record is from RefSeq and is a predicted model, not a curated record. Gene Ontology annotation, molecular function: ATP binding; ATP hydrolysis activity; chromatin binding. Gene Ontology annotation, biological process: DNA replication initiation; mitotic DNA replication checkpoint signaling. Gene Ontology annotation, cellular component: nuclear origin of replication recognition complex.
AAAGAAAAUGCAUAUCACAGACCCAUGAAUCGCUUCUCUCUCUAGAGGAGGCCAUGGCCAUGGCCGAAACCCCUGCAAAUGCCAAAAACCGGCGAACCCUAACAUCCAAAGACCAGGAAACCCCUGCAAAUGCCAAAAACGGGCGAACCCUAGCAUCCGAAGACCAGGAAACCCAAAUUUCUCCAUCAUCCAUUCUAGCAUUUCCUUCCACACCAUCAAAUCCUGCCCCUCGAAGACCUGCGAGAAAGCUUGCGUUCAAUCCAGAACAUUCUGCUAUACAAGGCACAGUGAGUUACGCUGAUUCAUUUGAGACGCCUAAACCUUCUAAAAAUGGGAAAAGAACUGGUACUAGAAAGACAGAAGCUGUUCAAGAGAAAAAAGGUUUGGUUGAUGAUGGUGAAAAUAGCAAAAAAUCCCGCAUUCAAAAAAACAAUGGGGAAAGAUCGUCUGAGCUUUUGUUGUCUCCGAUCUCUCCAGAUAUAUCAGAAUGUAGGAAGAGAAAGAGGUUGUUUGCUGAACCAGAAGCUUCUGCAUUUUCUGGAAAGGGAAAUGGUGUGUCUAGCACAAAUGGUGGACGAUCGGUUUCCAGAAAAGGAAAAUCAGGGCAUUCAGUAGAGGAAGAUGGGAGCUCAGGGAAAAAUGUUGCCACAAAAAAUGGAAAAUGGAAGAAGGAAUUUGCCAAAAAUGGGAAGUCGGGGAAAGUUUAUGAUGAUCUUGUAGUGUUGAGAAACACAAGGUCCAGCCAAAAUGCAAGGAAAAACAAGAAAAAUGAACAAAAUUCGUUGAAAUUCAGUGGCCAUGGAGUUGAGAAAAAGGGAAACCUGGGGCUUAAAAAGAAAAGAGUGUUUUAUAAGAAGAUUGUCUACGAUGGUGCUGAAUUCUCAGUUGGUGAUGAUGUAUAUGUGAAGAGGAGAGAAAAUGCAAGCUCUGAUGGUGAGGAUCCAGAGGUCGAGGAAUGUAGGGUUUGUUUCAGGUCAGGGAGAGCUGUGAUGAUCGAGUGUGAUGAAUGUUUAGGGGGUUUUCAUCUCAGGUGUCUCAAGCCUCCAUUGAAGGAGGUACCUGAAGGGGAUUGGGUUUGUGGGUUUUGUGAAGCUCGUAAAAAUGGGGUUGUAGUAGAACUACCAAAGCCACCAAAAGGGAAGAAGAUUAGCAGGACAGCUAGAGAGAAGCUUCUUUCGAGUGACCUUUGGGCUGCUCGUAUUGAGAGCAUAUGGAAGGAAACUGAUGGCAACUAUUGGUGUAAGGCUCGGUGGUAUCUCAUUCCUGAAGAGACAACGAUCGGAAGGCAACCUCAUAAUCUGCGUCGGGAAAUUUUCAGGACAAAUGAUUUUGAUGACAUUGAGAUGGAAUCUGUCUUCAGACAUUGCUAUGUUAUGACCCCAAAAGAAUUUUCAAAAUCCAGCAAUGAUGGUGAUGAUGUCUUUCUCUGUGAGUAUGAGUAUGAUGUUCAAUGGCAUACUUUCAAGCGCAUUGCUGAUAUUGAUAAUGACGAAGAGAGUUAUACAGAUGGAGACACUGAAGACUGGGAUUCUUCAAAAGAUUCGGGCUCUGAUAUGGAGGAGGAAUAUGAAUAUGAGCAGGAACGUCUGAAAGGAGUCUCAGCAGCUAAAAACUCAUGUCAUAUGCAUGAACCGGCAGCUAACUCGCGAAAAGGGCAAAUAUUUGGGCUUCAGAGAAUAGGGACUAAGAAAAUUCCAGAGCAUGUGAGGUUUCAUAAGCAGACAGAACUCGAAAGGGCAAAAGCAACACUCUUGUUAGCAACAUUGCCCAAAUCACUGCCUUGCAGAAACAAAGAAAUGGAGGAUAUUGCUGCAUUUAUCAGAGGAGCAAUUAGUGGAGAUCAAUGCCUUGGAAGGUGCCUCUAUAUCCAUGGCGUUCCUGGGACUGGCAAGACUAUGAGCGUACUAGCUGUGAUGAGGCAUCUGAAGUGUGAAGUUGAUGCAGGAAGGCUACAGCCUCAUCGCUUUGUUGAGAUAAAUAGUCUGAAGUUGGCCUCUCCAGAGAAUAUAUACAAGGUUCUAUAUGAAGCAUUAAGUGGGCACCGGGUUGGCUGGAAGAAGGCCUUUCACCUGCUAAAUGAGCGGUUUUCAGAGAGCAAUCGGUUGAGCAAAGAAGAAACCCAGCCCUGUGUCUUACUUAUAGAUGAGCUCGAUCUCUUAGUAACCCGCAAUCAAUCGGUUUUAUACAACGUACUUGAUUGGCCCUCUAGAGCACACUCCAAGUUGGUUGUCAUAGGGAUAGCAAAUACUAUGGAUCUUCCAGAAAAGUUGCUUCCUCGUAUUACAAGCAGAAUGGGUAUGCAGCGGCUAUGUUUUGGUCCAUAUUCUUAUCAACAACUGCAAGAGAUCAUAUCCACUCGUCUUAAGGGCAUUGAUGCAUUUGAGAAUCAGGCGAUUGAAUUUGCAUCAAGAAAGGUUGCAGCCAUUUCGGGGGAUGCUCGGCGUGCCUUGGAACUGUGUCGGCGUGCUGCAGAGCUAGCAGAUUAUCAACUUAAGCAAACAGUGGGAUCCACAAAUUCUUCUCACAAUGCCAAAGCAGGAAAAUGUCUGGUUGGGAUGGCUGAAGUAGAAGCUGCUAUACAUGAAAUGUUUCAAGCACCUCAUAUUCAGGUGAUCAAAGGAUGUUCAAAAUUAAGUAAAAUCAUGCUGGUUGCCUUGGUCCGCGAGCUCUACAAAACGGGGAUGGCUGAAACCACCUUUGACAAGCUUGCAGUGUCUGUUGCUUCUCUCUGUGCAAGCCAUGGAGAAAAAUGUCCGGGAUGGGAUAUCCUCUUUAAACUUGGUUGCAAGCUCGGGGAAUGCCGAUUACUUCUUUGUGAGCCCGGAACUCGACAUAGCUUGCAGAAAUUGCAGCUGAACUUUCCAAGCGAUGAUGUGGCUUUUGCAUUGAAGGACUGUGCAGAGCUGCCUUGGAUUUCCAAGUACUUGUAGCCUGCAAUCUUAAUUCCCCACAAACAAGUUUCUUGUUGAUUUAUAAGUUUUUCCUUUUAUUAUUAUUAGCCUUUUUAUAUGAGGCAAGUGAGAGGAAUGCAAGUGAAAGACUUUUACUGCUGGAUAUGAUUUUUUUCUUUUUUUUUUCAUCAAGGGAGUUGAAAAAGAAUUUAGAACUCUAUAAUGGAGGAUGAGAGAAAGAUUGCUACAAGCUGAACAGGUGGAAUAUCUUUAUCUAAGAACUAUUUUUUCAUUGAGUUAAUAAUACACCCCUUGUCUACUUUC